Esox lucius (northern pike) is the source of this 686-nucleotide messenger RNA. It is a transcript of the gene tbca, whose product is annotated as tubulin cofactor a. The record is from RefSeq and is marked provisional. Gene Ontology annotation, cellular component: microtubule cytoskeleton; cytosol. Gene Ontology annotation, molecular function: beta-tubulin binding. NCBI's taxonomy places the organism in Eukaryota, Metazoa, Chordata, Actinopteri, Esociformes, Esocidae. Gene Ontology annotation, biological process: tubulin complex assembly; post-chaperonin tubulin folding pathway.
UUUACAGCGGUCUGCCCAGCUCUUCUGGUAUUAUUUUGCUUCGUUGGAUAGCAACAGUUUGACAGUAUUUCAGUAAACGUUCUCCUGUUGUGUCUUUUAAGGAUACCAGUUAACAUGGCAGAUCCGAGAAUACGACAGAUUAAAAUCAAGACCGGUGUUGUUAAGCGACUGAUUAAGGAGAAGGUUAUGUAUGUCAAGGAGACAAAGCAGCAGGAAGAGAAGAUUGAACGACUGAAAGCAGAGGCAUUCAACGAGGAGGCUGACUCAGAGGCCAAGUAUGUCAUCAAGAAACAGUUGGAGGUGCUACAGGAGUCCAAGAUGAUGAUUCCAGACUGCCAGAGGCGUUUGACCAUUGCACACGCAGACCUGUCCCAGAUACUAGAAACAGAAGAGGACUUGGCUGAAGCAGAAGAGUACAAAGAAGCCAGGACCGUAUUAGAUUCAGUGAAGCUUGAAGGAUGAUGUUCUCACUCUGUAAUGCACUACUUAAAUGUCCAUUCCAUUCGUCUGGGCUUGUUUGGAAACACAGAUAAACAGAAUCAUUCUGCACCUUCUUCCCCUUCUCUUUCUCUUGCUUGCUUUUUUUAUUUCUACAUUUGAGAACAACAUGCUGUCUGAUCUUGACAUCCUUCUCCAGAGUGUACAAUCUCACACAAGCAUCAAAUAAAUAGUUACUUUUCUUACCA